Pelmatolapia mariae (spotted tilapia) is the source of this 2472-nucleotide messenger RNA. It is a transcript of the gene echdc3, whose product is annotated as enoyl CoA hydratase domain containing 3. The record is from RefSeq and is a predicted model, not a curated record. Gene Ontology annotation, molecular function: hydro-lyase activity. The transcript has 6 exons. Gene Ontology annotation, cellular component: mitochondrion. Lineage: Eukaryota; Metazoa; Chordata; Actinopteri; Cichliformes; Cichlidae. The coding region runs from base 49 to 939 and encodes 296 amino acids.
UCUCAGAACACCGGAAGUGAGCGUGAAGGCGAAGCGGCCACGGGCAAGAUGGCACGGAGCGUACUGUGUACGGGCCUCGGUGUGCUUCAGCUAAGCAGGAAAACCGCGCUGCUGUCCGGCGCUCGUUUCUACUCGCAGAGCGAAGCGGAGCCGCUGACACUGAAGCAGCAAAGCGACGGAAUAAGGAGAAUAAUACUAAACAACCCCAAGAAGAGGAAUGCUUUGUCUCUGUCCAUGCUCGAGUCUCUCCGAGAGAACAUCUUAGCUGAUGUUGACAGCGAGGAUCUCAGAGUUGUCAUCCUAUCAGCCAAAGGUCCGGUGUUUUCCUCUGGACACGACCUGAAGGAGCUGACAUCUGCUCAGGGUCGAGAAUAUCACACAAAGGUGUUUCAUACCUGCUCAGAGGUGAUGACGCUGAUACAAGACAUACCUGUUCCAGUGAUCGCCAUGGUGAACGGUGUUGCCACAGCAGCCGGAUGCCAGCUUGUUGCCAGUUGUGACAUCGCUGUGGUGACGGAGAAGUCCACCUUUGCUACUCCGGGUGUCAGCGUGGGUCUGUUCUGCUCGACGCCGGCGGUGGCCAUCGGCAGAGCGGUGCCGAGGAAGGUUGCUAUGGAGAUGUUGUUCACAGGAACUCCCAUCUCAGCCCAUGAUGCUUUGCUGCACGGUCUGGUCAGUAAAGUGGUGCCGGAGGAGCGGUUGGAAGAGGAAACAUUAGCCAUUGCCGAGCGUAUCUGUAAAGCUAGCCGACCUGUUGUAGCCCUCGGAAAGGCCACUUUUCAAAGACAAAUGGCUCAAGGUCGCGAUGCUGCGUAUGCCACCGCCUCAAAGGUGAUGGUCGACAACCUGGCUCUGAGAGACGGGCAGGAGGGGAUCCGCGCCUUCAUAGAGAAACGCAAACCAGUGUGGAGCCAUAAAGCAGAAAAAGCCCACGACUGACUGAGUUUUAGCAAAUUAUGCAAUGAUCAUGUGAUUAAUAUUACUGAAACACAUGAUUAGCACUCACUGGUGAGUUGAGUAAUUACCACCAGCCUUCAGUGAAUGUGUCAGCUGUGCCGUUUCAUGUUCUCUGAGGAUUUCCUUCUGUUCACCGUAGCUAAAGAUGAUGAUGAUCCAUUGUGUGCCUUAAAAGCUGCUGUCAGAGCAAUGAGAAGGAAAUACACUGUUGACUAAGAUGGUGGAUAACAAAAUAGACAUAAUAGAUAAAUGCUGCUUUCCAUCCAAUUUUAGAUGGAUUAAAUGAGGUUAAGAAUGGAAAGAGAAUCUUAAUGUUGAGAUGAGCUACAUCUAAGCUCUGUUUGCUAGACUGUAAAUCUUAAACAGAAGCUGAAGUUUGGAUCUUUGAGCAGAAUUACUUUUUUUUUCAGAUCCUGGUUUAAUUUGUUCUGGAUUUGUAAUUGAAAUAAGUAGAAGAUUAUAAAAUGAAUGACCUUGACACAAAACUAUAAUAUUAUAAUUCAAUAAGCUUGUUGAAAUACAACACUCUACUUCAGUAGCUUAAAGAGGUUUGAAAUGUUGCCAGUAGUUCAGAAAAACAAUAACAACAUAACUACAACAUAAAUCUAAAAAAUGAAGUAUUUUUAGGGAUUUUCUUUGUCCUGUUACACAUAAUCCUCCCAAUGUCUGCAGGUCCUGAACAGUUAAAGCUGAAAUUCUGCACUUAUAAAAUAAAACACUAUAAAAUAAAAUAAAAAGUCUGCAAAGAAACAUUUAUCAGUACUUGUUCCUUGCAAACAGGGUAAACAGCUUGUGUAAGAAUGACUGUAAAACCUUUCUGUGGACUGUGGGAGCGUCAGGAGGAGCAGCGAGCAAAGCUGGACAGUAUGGAAGAAUUUUAGACUCAAAGUGAGUCAGUUUUAAAGAAUCAGACAGUCGGAAAUGAACUGACGUUUGUCCAUCACCUUUUAUUGUGCCAACUUUUUGUUGUUAAGUGGUGUUUGUGUUAGUUUCUGUUGUUUUUGUUGAAAUUGUGCAUUAAAAUUAAAACUCUUAUAUGGAUUUAUUUACCCAAAAUUAAAAUCAAAGUGGUUAGAAUGAAAACCUUGUUCACAAAAUCAAUGUGAGGCCCCUGUGGAGGAGAUAAACUGUCUAAUCUGUCAUCUGUGUGCAAAACACAUAUUUUUGUGGUAGAGCCCACACACGCGCUGUAGCAGGAUACACGCUGUACAAAAACACAACUUUUUCUCAGUGCGAUCAAGUGACAUGUGACACGCAGCCGGUAGCGUCACCAGGAGCUGCUUAGCUGCUGGAUCUGGAGCGGACGGACUGUCGGCGUCCUGUCGCUCAGCUGGAGUUACCAGGGUGACCGUGAUGUCACAAAGCCAGCUUGCCUGCAGGUGGUCGGAGAAGUCGUUGACACAGAGAGCGGAGCGAGAUGUUAUCAGAGUCCAGCUUCGCUCAUCAUUCUUGUUUUCUCAAGGUUUCAUUGCUGCUACGCACACAGCAAAAUCAGCAGUGUUAAAUUAACAAUGU